Mytilus californianus (California mussel) is the source of this 1081-nucleotide messenger RNA. Its product is annotated as 3 beta-hydroxysteroid dehydrogenase/Delta 5-->4-isomerase type 4-like. Gene Ontology annotation, molecular function: 3-beta-hydroxy-Delta5-steroid dehydrogenase (NAD+) activity. Gene Ontology annotation, biological process: steroid biosynthetic process. The transcript has 3 exons. Lineage: Eukaryota; Metazoa; Mollusca; Bivalvia; Mytilida; Mytilidae. The record is from RefSeq and is a predicted model, not a curated record. Bases 1 to 912 code for a protein of 303 amino acids.
AUGUCUUCUGCUGUUGUAUUAGUUACGGGCGGAAGUGGAUUCCUCGGCCAGCAUGUGAUCAAACAUUUACAGCUUCAUUCCUCAAACCUGAAAGAAAUACGUGUUUUAGACCUCGUUCCAUUUAGAAAAAAGCUUGGCACGGAAGUAGUAUUAGAGGCAUGUAAAGUCAACAGUGUUCCGAUUCUAAUAUACUGCAGUUCAAUUUCAAUUUAUGUUGGGCAUGAUGAAGUCAAGAAGGGAACAGAAACAACAGUACCUAUACCUCAUAAGUUUAUGUUUGAAAAGUAUGCAAAGACAAAGCUUAAAGCUCAGAAUAUGGUGCUCGGCGCCAAUGGAGACAUUUUGAAGAAUGGAAAAGAACUAAAGACAUGUGCUAUACUGCCAUUAGCAAUGUAUGGAGAAUUAGACAUCAACCUUGUAUACCAGUACGUGACGCACGUGAAGGGUACUCUAAUACCACGUAUUCCAAAGCUCGGUAAAAUGGAAGCUGAAAUUCAAGUGUCGUACGUCGGUAAUGUAGCAAUGAUGUUCGUCAAGGCACUCGAAGUCAUGCGCAAAGGGGUAGAUAUAGGUGGAGAAUAUUUCUAUGCAGCAGACGACACCCCUCUGCAGACGUUACCAAGUUUGUUGCAACCUUACCUAGAUGGAACAGGACAUUCGUUUUCCUCGUGGUAUAUUCCAUUAUGGCUGGUGUUGGUCCUCGUUAUUAUUGUGCAAAUUGUGAUGGGCAUUAUAAGACCGUGGAAAAAGGUAAACACAUAUUUCAACAUAGAAGGAAUACGUUUCCUGAAUAAAACCUUUCACGUGACCUAUGACAAAGCCAAACGAAUCCUGGGAUACAAACCAAUAUAUAACCUUCAGUCUUCUAUCAACAAUUCAAACGUUUAUUAUAACAGCGUGCUGAACAAAUAACUGAAAUGUUUCCAAAGAACCAAGGAACACCAUGAUCUAUUGAAAGACAUUAAAUCAAUAGACCCUAUACUGACUCCACAGAAAUCCUGCUUGUAUUUAUAAAAAUGAAAUCCUUCUGGAAAUAUAAAAAAAUGUUAUUUUCAAAAACAACAAAGUGUUCAUUUUAAAA